AUGCGGGCGCUGCAGGUGGUGAUGCGCACGGCGCUGCGAUUUGGCAGCCCUGUGCUCGCGGCUGGGUCCGUGCGGGGCUUCGCUGCUGCUCGAGGGCCGAGUGUGUGGUCGAUGCGGAGCUGGAGUGGCAUCAGUGCGGCUGCCAACCAGGCCGCUCGCCUCACGCGGCCGCAACUUAGUGCGGCGUUGCAUACGGCGCAGCCCGUCUGGGCCGAGGAGGAGCGCCCGAGUGAUGCGUCUCAGGAGCCACCCGCGGCAGCGGCACCGGUGGAAGAAGCUGUGCCGUCACCCGAGGCCGCUGCCAGCUCUGACAGCAAAACAGAGCAGCCCGAGACGGGGAAAACCGCCAACCCGACCAACCAAUACAAUAUUGCUGGCAUGUCCGAGGCUGAUGCAGCUGACUGGAUGCGCCAGGUAUCCCUGCGCCAGCGUCGCAAGAGUGCCGAGCGUGAAGAAGACCUCGAGAGCUGCCUGGCACACGUCAAAAUGACUGCCAACAACACCAUUGUCACCAUCAGCCGCCGCGACGGCAACUCCCUCAACUGGGCCUCAGCGGGAUCGUGUGGCUUCAAGGGCGCACGUCGCAGCACAACAUAUGCCGCCCAAGUUGCCAGCCAACGCGCCGCGGAGGCAGGUGAUGACAGCUCACAACAUGCAUCUCCCUGCCAUGCCCUUGCCAGGCGGCUCGUGAUCGAGGUGUGCGCCAAGUGCGUGUUCUCUUCAAAGGCAUUGGACCUGCGCGACCGGUAA
Messenger RNA from Monosiga brevicollis MX1, 750 nucleotides. RefSeq lists its product as uncharacterized. Gene Ontology annotation, molecular function: small ribosomal subunit rRNA binding; structural constituent of ribosome; mRNA 5'-UTR binding. Bases 1 to 750 code for a protein of 249 amino acids. The transcript is spliced from 4 exons. Gene Ontology annotation, biological process: ribosomal small subunit assembly; maturation of SSU-rRNA from tricistronic rRNA transcript (SSU-rRNA, 5.8S rRNA, LSU-rRNA); translation. The record is from RefSeq and is a predicted model, not a curated record. NCBI's taxonomy places the organism in Eukaryota, Choanoflagellata, Craspedida, Salpingoecidae. Gene Ontology annotation, cellular component: mitochondrial small ribosomal subunit; ribosome.